AUGGCCGAAAUCGCCAAACACGAAAGCGUCAUCGUAAAGUUGAACACGGGUCUGGGAAAGACUUUCAUCGCAGUCAUUGUCAUAAAUCAUCACCUGCCCGAAACAUACAAACCGCUCUCUGAAGGGGGCAAGCGAAUUGUCUUUAUAUGCAAGACCGGUAAGAGUUUAUUGUCACCGGUUUCACUUCAUUCGUCUAAUCUACUGAUUGAUUAAUUCGCCAAUCAUGUCGUUCAGGUUUUUUAGCCGACGUAUAUGUAUUUGGGGGCUGUUUUCAAUCUCAGUAAUUUUUUAACUUUUUGUUUUUGCUCAUGGGUUCGAAUUCGCCUUACUCACUCUCAUACGAACACGCUAAUCACCCAGAAGGAAUGAAUAAGUAGCUGAUUCCAAAGAUCAUCUUCCUAUCCCUCUUUUAUAUUCUAUUGUUGAAGAGCCUUCUCUUUUUCAUUGUAUAUUUACAUAUGUUAUGGGCAAAAUGACAGUCGACAAAGACAAGGGAGACCAAAAUUGCCGUUUCGGACUUAUUAACUGUCAUCAGCCAACUGUACCCAACCCCUGGGGCUUGAAACCUCUGAGGCUUGAACCUGUUGCUUCUUGAUCAGAAGUCCAACGCCCUGGCAACAGACUCAUUGUCCUGUCGGUUGCGAUCGGGCUCUAUGCACAUGGUGGCGGAACACUCACCGAUCGUGUUAUUAGGGAUAUCGAUGGCCGACAACGACUUAUAAGCCAGACUUGGCCAUUCCAGUCUCCCUUGUCUUAUCCUGUAAUGUCGGUGCUGGUGACGGUUAUGGUGAUCGCCAGCGCUAACAAACAGGUGAGAGAAUUUCUCGAAGCAUGGUACUUCAACACAAACAGCUUCAAGCGCCAUCUUGACCUGUACGCUCACUACGUAGGUCUGCGUUUACGGCCCACUGGCUUGCUCUCACCCUAAAACUACAGCUGCUAAUCAAUGCUCGGUCAUGCGGAACCUCAUUGAUUCGGCACCUCUCCGAAACCGAACCACAACUGGAACUCUCAACACCCCCUCACCUCCGGCAUCUAUCUUAAAAUGCUUUUGAUCCCCUCAUAUGGACGUCUGUUUGUGCGAUUCUCCUACUCCCCACUAUUCAUUUCUUUCGACAACGGCUUGGUGUGACCAGCUUGAAAAUUCUCGAGUUCAACCCGCUUUUCUGACGGACUUCUGCUUUCAUUAUAUUACCUUGGAAUGAACACUACCUACAUUAUUCAUAUGCAUAUACAUAUAAUGGUGGAGGAGGAUGCUCACCGAUCGUGUUACGAAACUCACUCAUCCCGUUGUGCCCUAAGGUUAUCUCUCGAACCCCACAAGUCACCAGUCUGACAUACUUUUGGACUUUGACGAACUUUUAGUGUCGUCUUCUUUUGCUCUCCAUUUAUAGUUCACCUGGUCUAUCAACAUGCUGAAUUCCUUCGGACACAGCUGCCUAUUCCCUCGGAAGAGGUUGGCAUUUUCCAUGGUACCGUUGCACCCGGUGUUUGGAUUGACAGCUGGGAUCAGGUAGACUGACGAUUGCUUGCCUCUGUUUUCAUUUGCUCAUUUCAAUUACUUCAGAAACUUUUGUUAUUCGCAUCUCUGCCGAUAUCUCCGAUUUUUGUGUUUCCACCCGAUCUGUGAACUAGUGGUGAUUGCCUGCUUGUGACCCCAGCCACCUUUGUUUCGCGAGCACACUGAAUCGGCCCACAGCCACUCACUUCUGAAUAUGUAUAUAUAUAUAUACGAGAAGAAGAGGUGAUAUGAGGAACCGUAAUUGUGUUUCCUGACGCGUUUUAUGAGCAGGCAAGCUUUCACACUCGGAGAUGAUUGCUGCUCAGCCAACGUAAUAUGUGAAAGUUGAUAACCAUGCUAGCGCGCCGCCCGUAAGGUGGUUGGCUCUGCAGUCUUGGUGAUGGAGGGAGGUGGGAGAGCGGCUUCGUUGGAUCGUCUUCACGCCUUCUGUUGUCGUGCCGAUCUGUCCAGGGCUGAUAUGUUGCCGCUGCCGGUCGUCUUGUUCCUAUCUCGUUCAUGUUAUCUCUACGAACAUGGGUUCGUCUGCACCUGAGUUUACGUUUUUUCUUGGCUCUUGUGCACAUAAAGCUUUGCUCAGGUGGACUGAAAGUCAGUUACCUUCAGCUUAUUUUAUGUUCGAUUACAUAUCAACUCCUUUUCUAUCGGCAUACCUUCCAAUCCCUCUGCUGUUGGCCGCAUUUGGCUCGGUAGAUGGUUUGAAGAAGAAGAUGUGCUCACCGGAACAGCUUUACUUACAUGCUGACGUUUCAAAGAGCUUGGUCGGCUCUCAAUUGUCAAAGCGUAAAAUGCACUUAAUCGACCUGAAAUCCCAUGUAGCGUGUCUCGUUGGUCGGCCUCCUGCUGAUCGAUCUUUCUCUCCUCUCGCUGCUUCGGCCUGUUGGAGGAUGGUUGAUGGGCGUUUUGUGUGCGUGUGUUGUGAGUCAUCACUCCGUCGGGGGGAGCUGAUUGAACCUUUCUCGGGUAGUCGGUCGGGCGGUUCUUGUUCUUCUUCACCGAGUAAACUCGCCGUCGGGCUGUCUCCGUGUGGCCUCCUUAAGUCCGGUGUGGUUGUUCGGCCCUAAGCUCUACGAUUGUGAUGACGUAGGACUUAGUAAACUGCAGGAAGAUCCAGAUGCCUGUUGAUGGAGUGGGCAUCGGAGAACCACGCCCAUAGAGUUAGCCGUUCUGCUUUUGUGUUGGUCCGGCCUAAGAUGGUAGCCCGCUGGAGAUCGAAAGUAUGCCUCAUCUAAAUGUACUUUAACUAAACAUGUGCAACUGGAAAUCAUUCUCGAUAAUGACGGUGUUCUGAAGAUGAAGGCAAUGCACUAGACAGAACGAGACAGCUAGCGGUACACCAGCAUCGAUUUUGUGAUGGUGCUGAUCGUCUGGGUUCUAGGAAUGUCUGAAUGGCAGACGAAGAUCGCGCCGCCACGAGACUUUAGCUCCUAAACCGGGGGUAUUCUUAUGCCAAACCGGAGCUGAGUGGUACAUUUUUAUAGUAGCUCGCUGAAAAUCAGUAGAUGGUUGACUGUUUAUGAGCCCUGCCAGCCAAUCGAGACUGCUUUUUUCCGAAAGGACUGUCGAUCGGUCCACACCCACUUGCGUGUGAAUAUAUAUGUAUAGGCAUACACAGAAGAUGUAAACAUAUACAUACGAGAGUUCGGCCGUCGUGACUGACAAUGUCCACUGCGUGCUCCAGAGCAGGGUGGGAGCAGGGACAGUGACUUGCGCGCGUAAACUCGUCCAUAAUAACAGGCUUGCACUGCAUCUACCGCACUCUCUCCUCUCCCACCUGGGUCGGCGUUAAGACAGAGUCAAAAAGACUGAACUUGAGGGAGGUUGCGGGUGGUUGACGCGGUGGAAAUCCGCUCCUAACCUCACAAGCUCAGAUCUCACUAAGUGGGAGCGCCAUAAAGGCCACAUUAGGAAGGAGCCAUUUCAGCCUGAUUCCCAGUCCGCCAGUCGACCAAUCUACGCAAACACACACACUGGGGCGACUUCGAGGUCAGACUUAUCGCGUAAGUUGGAAGCCUUCCAGUCUAGAGAUUUUAGCGCACCGUGAUAGAUUUAAGCUCGUCAGCUUGUUUUUAGGGAGGGAUGUACUCUAAGACAGUCGGCCUCUCUCUUACCAUUGCCAUGCAUCAAUCCACCAUCCGAGCCGGUCAACCAUCGGAUGCUGAGGUCACUGACAGAACUGAGAACAAGACACGAUCGCUGGGGCAAGAGCUUUACUAGUCUGACGUUUCGGAUUCCUGCUCGGACUCAUCAUCAGAGACAAAAGCGGGCACGUAUCUGCCUUUGUCUCUGAUGAUGGGUUCGAGCAGGAAUCCGAAACGUCAGACUAGUAAAGCUCUUGCCCCAGCGAUCGUGUCGUCUUCUUCAUGACUACUUCCUGGGACUCGUCUUUUCGCUUCCAUUGAGAACGGAGAACAGCCCACUUGCGUGUGAAAUACACACGACCUGAUCCCCCAUACACACACGUCAGGAUUUCACAUAAAAGGGUGUAGACUGUCCAGAUCUCACAUGUAGCAGAGGAGCCGCAUGAAGAAAGCAGUCGAAGAGCACAAUUUCCACUGUUAACUUUGUACAUUUUCACUCCUUCAUGUAAUUGUAUUGGCCUGACGAAGAAUUACCGAAAACACAUGUUAGCCAAUUUGACUUUUCGAUUGUAACAUGGGAAUAUUCGCUGAAUUUCCACCUACUUGAGAGGUUCCGGCACUCGUGAUUGACCGACCAGACCGAUUCGUGUGGUGACCAUGCAAUCACAAUGAGGACAAGCUGGGACCGAGUCCAUAUCGCUGGUGCAGGGUAGGGGUCGACGAGGCGUCGUCUUUUGUCGCGGAGGUUGUGGCAGGGAUAAUGGAGGUGACGGCGAUCGACGGCGGCGGAUAUCGAGAGUGUGAUCAUCGGUGGUGAGGGAAGUUGUUGUCGUGGACUCCUCAGGGUCGGUGCAGGGUUGACAAUGGGGCGGUUGUGGAGACAGUAGUUGGGGUUGUAGGUUGCUGUCGAAUUGGAGCCCGAGAUAUCCUACCAGACCAAUCUGUUUGCAGGUUGCUCGCCAAAAGUAUCAGUAUGUUGGAAGAGGUUGGGUAUUUCCUUUGGUGAUCGAGGGCUCUUGCGACUUGCAGGCCGCUCUCUCGACUUUGACAGCGUCUGUCCGGUCGGCCUCAUCAUCUCUGUCCUUGUCCAGACUGGUCAGUCCUGUGCGAGGUAUUCCCAGGUCUUGGAGUUGAUUUUUAGGCGCUUCAAACAGUUCUUUAGGAUGUCCUUGUCGGUGAGCAGCCCUGCCGACAUCUCCAUAGAAAGGCCAUUUGUGUAGUGGCUCAUCGUCCAUUUUCACGUGUUGGCCGUACCAUCGCAGUCACUGUUGCCUCAACAGGACGUGAAUUCUGGGGUUUCUGGUCCGGACAUUUCCGAAAUUCCGUCCUGUCACCUCCGCGCUUGUUUUUGUAGAUUGUCCUGAUCUCCGCACCCUUCCGGCAGCGUCGUCAAGCUGACAGCUUUGAACAUCUUGCGUUUUGUGUUGAGAUGGAGACCGUGACAAUUCCACACGGAAUUCUGCAGUCGGCUGAGGGCCAGGUUGGCUUCGCAGAUCCGGUGUGCGACUUCACUGUUGACUUUGAUGCAGCCUGA
Molecule: messenger RNA, 5134 nt
Organism: Spirometra erinaceieuropaei
Lineage: Eukaryota; Metazoa; Platyhelminthes; Cestoda; Diphyllobothriidea; Diphyllobothriidae
Source: the annotation of a GenBank genome assembly